UUAGAGUAGGCAGGCCUUUGUGGUUGGAGAAUGAACAACUGUUUUUCGUGGCCGUCAUUGUCGUGUGAGCAUAAUUCCAAUUUUUAUUUAAUAUUGAUUUGCUUCGCCAUUUUCAGGGUUUCGAGAUCCUCCCCCUGAACGGGGAGAGAAAUGUUUUUGCCUCUUCUCUUCUCCCCAAGCAAUUAGAAAUUCUUUCCGUCUUCCUAUUUCAGAUUCCAAGAGCAUUUCCCCUUUUAAAUCUCUAAAUUUCUCCGCUUUUCCUACAAAUUUCUUGCAGAUUGUCACUUGUUGAUUUUAAUCCAAUAAUGGCAACUUGUUUUAGUUUCUCUUCCACCAUGGAUUCCUGUUUCCGCUACUCUUUUUCUAGGGCAGGCCUCAAAUCCAUCACCACCGAUCUCGGCGAUGGGACGAUCGUCCAUUGUUGGGCGCCUAAAUUCAGAAGAGAGACCAAACCUUGCUUGCUUCUCCUCCAUGGAUUUGGAGCCAAUGCAAUGUGGCAAUGGAACGAAUUCAUAUCGCCAUUGAUACGAUUCUUUAAUGUUUACGUUCCUGACCUAAUUUUCUUUGGCAAUUCGUACACCACUCGCCCGGAGAGGUCUGAGUCCUUUCAGGCUCGCUGUAUGAUGCGUUUAAUGGAUUCGCUUGAUGUUGAGAGGGUGAACGUCGUCGGAAUCAGCUACGGUGGCUUUGUAUCGUACAGUAUGGCCGUUCAAUUUCCUGAGCGAUUGGAGAAAGUGGUGCUCUGUUGCGCUGGAGUUUGCUUGGAAGAGAAAGAUAUGGCGGACGGAAUGUUCGUCGUGAAGAACGUUGAUGAGGCCGCUAGCAUUUUGCUGCCUCAAACGCCGGCGAAACUCAAAGAACUCCUCCGCCUCACCUUCGUCAAGCCUGCUCGAAUUUUGCCAACUUGUAUAAUUGACGAUUUCAUCAAUGUGAUGUGCACAGAGUACAAGCAAGAGAAAGAGGAGUUGAUUAAAGAAAUACUCAAGGACAGGAACUUAUCUAAUCUUCCCAAAAUCGAUAAGGCAACGUUGAUAGUAUGGGGAGAACAGGAUCGAGUAUUUCCUUUGGAGUUGGCACAUAGAUUAAAAAGGCACUUGGGGGAAAAUGCAGAAUUAGUAGUUGUAAAAGAAGCAGGGCAUGCAAUCAAUGCAGAGAAGCCAAAAGAGAUGUAUAAACACAUAAAGGCAUUUCUCACCUCUCACCCCAACCUUUCCCCUUCAACAAACUCUUCUCUUUGUAGCUGUUAAGUACAUCAUAUUAUCACUUCCAAAAUCCCAUUCUAUGUUCAAUCCACUCAUAAUUUAUCCCCUAAAUCUUUAUUCACAUAGAUUGGAUUGCCCACAUGACCCUCCUACUGUAUAGUUUUAUUUUUUUAAAUAGCUAUUCUCAAUCAAAAUUAUUUUCUUUGA
Molecule: messenger RNA, 1409 nt
Organism: Benincasa hispida (wax gourd)
Lineage: Eukaryota; Viridiplantae; Streptophyta; Magnoliopsida; Cucurbitales; Cucurbitaceae
Molecular function (GO): catalytic activity
Source: RefSeq, a predicted model, not a curated record